AUGCCUGCCAUAUCCAAGGAUGAUACCCCCCAGGUUUCCUUUGAGGAGUUUGCGACCAAGUAUCGCCAAAGCCAGCGCAAACAAGUCCAAAGGAGCCGGUUGGAACAGCGCUUGCGCGCAACCAAGGUUUCCAUCGGGGUCUCCGCGCGUAUGAUCCGUAUUGGAAAUACUAUGCAGCGAGGCCUUGUAGAAGCUCUCAAACAUGAUGACAAGGCCAAUUUUAUUGCGCUAUAUCAUAUGCUGUAUGAUCUUCAGGAAUCCUGUGUCUGUGUCUCCAACGACCGAUAUGGCAACCAUUGUGAAUCCCCGGAUGGCCAGGAUUCUCCCCCGGAAGCCGAUUUGGACCAUUCCUCGGAUUUCUUUCAUCAAUUAAGCCCCCAGUCCCAAGGAGAUCUGUUAGAGAUAUUACAACUGGUUCGAUUUAACCCACAGUUCCUGGUGGAUCGUCUCUGCAGUUUUACCUCAGCCCAACUGGCCGUAUUGACCACACCUGCAGCCCUCUUGGAUAACAAUGACCCGGCUUUUCUUUCUUCGUCUUCCUCUCCUCGCCAUCAGGGUCAGUAUUCAUUUAAUCGCAAUUCGGCCCAGUCUGCCCCAUACAAGGACCACAUUUAUGCCUUCGAGAGGACUGAUCCACUUUCUAUUUUGCUUUAUAACGUUUAUGCCGCCCCAAUGGAGCCCGAAACACCGGAAGCCCAGUUACGCAUGGAAACCUGGUCUUCUGUCUGUGCACAAUUAAUAUCCACUGGAAGCAAUAAAUUCCAUCCUCUUAUUAGCCAGAUCUUGUCCUCCUGGGCUGCUGGUAGUAACUGGAAAGCACGCCCCAAAUUUGAACUGUACCUCAUGGAUAUCUUGCAAACCGGAGCCUUCCUCUUGGAACAUGUAGAUGCCCCCGUGGGAUUGGACUUUGCCGAGCCUUUGGAUCCAUUACGAACGGAUGUCGCAGAGGAAUUCUUCAUUUCUGCCGUGGAUGAGCUGUUCCGUGUCCUUGACGAUCCAGAUAGUGGCUUCCCUUGUGCCGUCCUUCAGUUUGCCAAGGCCGUCUUAAGGAAAAUUGAUAACCCUGACAUUCGCAGUCGCUUUCUGGAAUAUCUAUUUUUGCAGUGGUUCUUUCCAAAGUUCCUCUACAGUGCUUUGACUUAUCCCGAGACACACGGUUUACUGCUCGAUUUCCACAUUCGCAAGGAUGCGCGAGACAAAUUGCUCAAUCAGGUCGGCUUGCGGGCGUAUUCUCAGGUUUUCGCUGCAUUGCGCUCCAUGCACCAUUUCUCGAUUCUCCGACACUCAGUUAAGGAGCGUGUCAAUAACAUGCUUGGUCGAUUUGAAAACGUUGUCGCGCCAAAGCCCUCCAUGUCUGAAUCACCUUCAAAUUCACGUCGAAAUCCGUCGACUUUCCUCUUGCUAUCAGCCGCCGAUGUGAACACUCUUUUGGAUGCUCUGUUCCCACAAAAUUUCUCUUCAUUCCAGUCAACUUCAGCCUCGUCCGUGUUCUCGAUAGACUCAUGUUCUACAUCUCCUCUUGACAGUGAUAUUUCGCAAACGGCUGCCAGGAUCCGAUUCGAGCUGACUGACUUGGACGAACCGAGUGAGCAUUCAAAAUUGGAAUACCCUUCCGACGAAUACUGGACAAUCUUCUCAGUGGCUAAGGAUGGCCGGGACCUUACCUGGAGCUUGCUUCCUGCUUGUGAAACCGGGUCAUCGAAAGCAUCCGUGGUCGAUAGUGACGAGGAUACCCAGAAUCUUGGUCUGGAAGAGAACUAUGAGGCCUUACAAACCGCAAUAGUCCGCCUGGUCAAGGAAAACCAUGCCUACGAAUCAUGCAGUUACGACUCCCCCUCAAGACCUUCACUGGCGACUUCAAAGUCGUUGAAGCAGCGCUUUAAUCAGGCUAUGACUUCUGCUACGCAUGAUGAUGACUUUGUUGGAGCUCACUACUGGUGGAACGUGACGCGGCAACUUAAGCAGGGCCAGGGAAGACUCUCUACUUCUUCGGAUGUCGCAGAUGAUUCAUGGAUUCUUGCCCCAAUGCACGACCUGUGCAUUCGCUCGUUAAAAAAAUCACGGGUGGUUGUCGAACGCUGUGAAACAGACUUCGUAGCCCUGGACCAUAGUUUGCGCAGGCUGCAAAUCCAAGUCCAGAACCUAAUGGCCACUUUGUCCAAGGUCCGAAACAAGAUAUGGUAUAUGACAGACGUCAAGAACUCGAUGAGGUACGAGGAGGCCAAGCAUGUUGCCAUGGCUCUCAAGACAAUGAACUCUGCACGGCCCUUGAUGAACCUCCCCGAAGAGCCACGACUACGCAGUACAGCCCGGUCAAUAGGCGGGUCUAUAUUCCAGAAACCCGAGUUACAGGUGAUAAAUGUGAUGAAGGCACCGAGCAGUCAGGGUGGGCCUAAAAAGCUAUCUGACGAACAAGUUGAGCUUACUCGCAAAUGGUUAUCCCACCAUGGCAUUGAAAACUUCUGCAAAGGCGAGGAAAGAAUUCACCGCUUCUGCUACGAGGUACAAACUAGCAUCAAUCACUUGGUGGGUGAGACUAUGGCCGAGACACCAGUGCUAUGGGCCAGUGAACUAUUUCAGCGGGAGCGAGCAAGGUAUGAAAGCUAUGGCGCUCGUUCCUUCCCUGGUUUAUCUAUCCCAACUACACCCCGUCCUUCAACGACUGCGAGCGAGGAUCCAAUGCACAUGUCCCAGUCUAGAUUUUCUCAAGGAGUGCCCUCUCUGAGCAGGAAAUCAUCCAUCCAGAGCUUGCUUUCAGACAAAUGGCGACCCCAGCGAGAUAUGCCUUCUAUGGAUAUGAGCUCCAUCGCAGGGUCCCCUGGUCGUGCCCCGUCUAUAUCCACGGCAACCAGCGAUACCUUGAGUACUUUCUGGUCCAAGACACAGCGUCACCCUAUUUAUGCUGCCAGUGUUUCAAGUGCAUACUCUAGACCCCCCUCCAUGUUCAGCAAGAGCAUAAACCAUCAACCUCGCCACAAUGAACGCAAGUCCCAAGGCAAAGCAGCACAGGGUAAAACUGCCUUCAUGGAUAAUCUCCGGCAAACUCUCACCAGCCUUUUACUCAGUGAUUUAGGAUCUCCUGUUUGGAGUUGCGGCAGUGAGACAGAUGCGUGGUUCACAAAUACACUUCACCAAAACCGUAUCAAGGUCCAGAUGCAGAAGCGAGCUGCGGUGCACAAAUUCUACGCUGACUAUGAUGAGCGAUCGAAAUAUCUUCGUGAACAACGCCGGUCGUCUGGGGGUCGACGGAGCAGGUCUCUCGACAACCAUAAUGGGCGUGUACGCAUGCAUGAUAAUCCUGCCUUGGGAUAUUCAGAUAGCAAUGAUGGAUAUCCCGAUAGCAGGCGGAGCUCGACCCAGGAGGAGAGCCACAUACCCUUCUCUUACAAAUCUGUCUUCCAUCGGUUGAUUGAAGUGUUCUCGCGACAUGGAAAUCCAUUCGUCAAACUUACUGCGCUUCGAGAUCUGCGCUCGCUAGUAAUAGCCUCGUUGAUUUCAUCUCAAGACACGCCUUCCGCGAAAGUCCGCGCGGCAUCUCCUGAAGCCAACAGGGCGCGAAAGGCUAGUGCCAGGCCGCACCAAAGAGCUGCUCGCCAUAGCUUCUCAGUGAGUGAACUGCCCAUGGGUACUCAGGCGGAUAUGUCCCCACCCAAGUCCGUCACAUGUGGCUCGCGACGGUCAGACCUCCCUACUCCAUCUGAAGACAAAAUCGUGGCUACUCUGCGCGACCUGAUCUUAGAAGUUAAACCGAAGACCUUGUUCCGAGAUCUUCAAUUUAUUUCUGCAUUCAUCCCACCCGACCAGCUGAGUAAUGGAGACCAAGCCACGGCUUUCCUUCAGUUUGGCCUUGCUGCACUCAGCCUGAAGGAUGAAGUAUGCCACAGCAUGGUCGAGAUUGCAGACCGCAUUGUGUCACAAGAGCUUAUGCGCCGCCAUCGACCACCGGGUACAGAUUUCUAUACCCGUUUUAGCCCUGGAAAUACUAUCGAAGAUGCAGCAGCGAUGUGGAUCGUCACUGCCAAGGAAGGAAACCCAGUCGCCCAGCGGGAACUGGCUAUCCUCUACCUCACCCAUCCUGAGAUUCUUCCACGCGUAACACUACCACUUACUCGUCCUCGCGAUACCUUCAAGGCCGAGAUGAUGUAUAUGCGUGGCAAGGACUCAAAGUCAGAUCCACAAAGUAUGUGUCUGGCUCUUCACUGGAUGCAACUAUCUGCCAGUGGAGGAGACAUUCUUGCUCGUAAUCGGCUCCGUGAGCGACAAGAGUUUGAAUCUAUUGCAUGA
This is a messenger RNA of Penicillium angulare, 4284 nucleotides long. RefSeq lists its product as uncharacterized. NCBI's taxonomy places the organism in Eukaryota, Fungi, Ascomycota, Eurotiomycetes, Eurotiales, Aspergillaceae. The record is from RefSeq and is a predicted model, not a curated record. The transcript is spliced from 3 exons. Bases 1 to 4284 code for a protein of 1427 amino acids.